GCCUGCUGCAGUGCGGGCUUCGCUGAAGACCGCAUCAAGGGUGCAAAGGGGGCGCUAAUGAGCACACUUCGAAGCGUAAAAAUGACAGAUUGGACACCCUACAGACUCGUAGACUAAGCGAGUAUGCGCAAUUUAAGGCCACGAGAUCGAAAGUCCACAUGAAGUGCGCCAUUUCGGACAGGGCCAAUCUGUAGCAGAGGGAAGCAGUGGAGACAGACUCUGUAUUACACCAGCUGGUCAUUUCGCACACUGACACCAUAAAUCUCCAUCAGUAUAAAAGUCUCUUUGUAUGGCUUUAAGGUGGCUGUUACUGACUAACGCUCAAAGAUCAAACACUGAAAUAUUUGACUCAACAUGAAACGGUUCACUUUACUCUUCAUUGCCUUUUUAUCCAUCAACGAUGUGUUUGGUGAUGAAGUGAAGUCAGUGUCGGUGAUGGUGGGAGAUUCUGUUACUCUACACACUGAUAUUACUGAAAUACAGACAAAUGAUUUAAUAGAUUGGAGGUUUGGUGAGAAUGAGAAACGCAUAGCUCAAAUAAACCGUGAGGCCAAUUUGAUUUCAGUUUAUGAUGAUGUACUUGAUGGGAGAUUCAGAGACAGAUUGAAGCUGAACACUGAGACUGGAGAUCUCACCAUCACAAACAUCAAUACUCAACACACUGGAGAUUAUAAACUAGAGUUUUCCAGAGUAAGGAUUACAAGAAAAACAUUCAGAGUUAGUGUGAUUGAUGUUGAUACAGAUGAGAUGAAGUCAGUGUCAGUGAUGGAUGGAGAUUCUGUUACUUUACUCACUGAUGUUCUUGAUAUUAAGACAUAUGAUGUGAUACGGUGGAGGUUUCAACAUGAAAACUCUCCUCUAGCUGUACUUAACAGAAACACUGCUUUCUUCUCUACAUAUGAUGAUGCUUAUGAUGGGAGAUUCAGAGACAAACUGCAGCUAAAUGUUCAGACUGGAUCUCUCAUCAUCACAAACAUCACAACUCAACACACUGGACUUUAUGAAGUAGAUCUCAGCAGCACCAGUGGUAGUUAUACCAUACGUCAAUCAUUCACAGUUACUGUCAGUGGUAAAGUGACGACAGUGUCAGUGAUAAAUGGAGAUUGGGUCACUUUAAAGACUUAUUCUGAAAUACAGACCUAUGAUCUGAUACAGUGGAUGUUUGCAUCUGAUGAUGACACACGGAUAGCUGAAAUAAAUAAACCAGACUAUCUUUACAAUACAUAUGUUGGGUAUGACGGGAGAUUCAGAAACAGACUGAAGCUGAAUGAUCAGACUGGAGAUCUCACCAUCAUAAACAUCAGAUCUGAAGAUGCUGGGCUUUAUGAACUGAAGAUGAGCAGCAGUAGACGAUCCAUUCAGAGGAGAUUCAGUGUUCAUGUCAGUGAAAGAGGUCUGUCUUCAUAUGUUGGAUUAUGUGCUGUUGUGGUGGUUAUUGUUGCUUUAACAGCUGCUGGUGUGUUUUACUAUCGCCACAGGUUUCCUAAAGCAACAAUACAAACAGUGAUUAAGGGCCAUUUUGUCCGUCUAAAGACUGAUGUUCAUAACAUAAAGACAGAUGAUGUGAUCGAGUGGAGGUUUAUACCUGGUACUUUUCAAAAGACCCUCAUAGCUAAAAUCCAGAAUAACAACAAAACCGUUGUUAAGAGAUUCAGCAAAAAUGCAGAUCUGAACAAAAGGACCGGAUCUCUCUACAUCUCAAAAAUCACAACUGAUCACUCUGGACUUUAUGAACUAAAAAUAACCAUUGAUGGAAAAACCUCAUACAAGAGAUUCAGAGUCAUUGUCACUGAAAAAAAUGUCUCUUUGAAGAAAAAGAAACGAACGAUGUCAGAGUAACAGGAUGAGCAUCAUGAACGCACAAGCAACUUUUAGCUUAUAUGAGCAUCAACAAACAUAUACCUGCUCAUAAACUUAUAAUUCAUAAAUUAUAUUUUGUUAUAUAUUUUGCAAGAUAUAGACAAUGUGUACUGAAUGUAAUAUUUGCUGUUUCACAUUCAUUUCUUUCACAGUAUUAUAUUUGAAUAUAUGCUUAAUAUCUGCUGAAAUGGAUGGAUUAUUUAAAGGGGACAUAUUAUGAAAAUCUGACUUUUUCCAUGUUUAACUGCUAUAAUUGUGUCCCCAGUGCUUCUAUCAACCUAGAAAAUGUGAAAAAGAUCAACCCAGUAACUUAGUUUUGGUAAACCAUUCUUUCCAAGCAUGUGAAAAAAUAGGUCAUUGUAAUUUGGCUCCUAUAGUGAUGUCAGAAUAAGGUAAUACCGCCCCCUUUAUCUGCACUAUCCAACCACAGCACUGCCAUUUAGUUCAAAGAGAAAGAGAAAGAAAAGAAGGACUUGACAGCACAAUUGAGUUUCAAUUACAACAAACCACCAUCAUUGUGAUCAGUGUUUGCACUUCAGCCGCUCAUUUGCAUUUUAAAUGACACACCCAAACGGCACAAUUUUGCUCGGACCUAGAUUAAGACUUAGUUUACAUCUUAAAAAAAAUCUCAUAAUAUGUCCCCUUUAAGUAGAUGUGUGUGCCAUUUAGUCUAAAUGAUAUUAAAUCUUGAGGUCAUAAAACAGUGUGUUUCUAUUAAAACGGUCUGAUGUCUUCCCUGUUAUCUUACGCCCUCGAGUUCUGAUUGUUAAGUGUGUUGUGAUUCAAUAGCAGCUUGGCUUGCCAUUAGCUUAGCUUGCGACUGACGUAUUCCUGUGGGCGGAGUUUAGUAAAAAAAACUGUUCGAGUGACAUCAUUAAAGCAGGAAGUAGAGGGCUGUAGUCCAAACCGUCCAUUCGCUGUAGGCUUUGAAUUCUGUUAAAGAAAAUAUAUCGCCUGGCAGUGAACUUUGACCUUUAUAGGUAUUAUUUAUGCUAUUAUAGCAACAUUACACAAUAACUAGGGUUUAAAAAAUGGGACCAGGAAGAAUGUGACCUUUAAAGUCUUAUUGCUUUAAAAUGAUUGAUUUAUUCAUCAGUUGAUACUUUAAGUCAUCAGACUUCACCUUUGACUUUUAUAACACAGACCUUUGUGAGAUAAUGAAUGUAGACACAGUUGGCUAGUACAGAAUAAAUAUAAUUCAUAAAUAUAAACAGAUGCUAUGUACACCUGUGCAAAUUCAAUAAAUGUUAAAUAAAUAGUUGCAGCUUCUAAAGCAGAAAAAAAACUUCAGUAAAAUUCAGCAUUGGUUGCAAGGUCAAAAAGUGAUUAUUAUAUAGCCUAGACAUUCAUGCAUUUGUGUUUGAAUAUUAACCUUCAACAUUAUAUCACAAAGUUCACUGUGAUAGCACUUUGUGUAAAAUUGAAGCUGGACAGGAAAAAAGUGACUUACAGUUCCCACCACUCAAAUAAACAAACCAAUACACCCACAAACAUCAACUAACAGACAAACACACAUCUCACGUCCACCAACACAACAAAACCACAUUACUUUCCACACCUAUUGAAUGAUGUUAUCAUGCAGAAAACAAGUUUUAAUUUUCUUACAAAACUAAACCAAAUGAUAUAAAUAUUUGUGAUACUUUUCAGGUGAAACUUGUUUAGCCUUGCAUUUGUUUAUCUGUCAAACAUGCAGGUUUUCACAAACAUGUGUUUUCACUUAUGACUUAUUAAACUAGUUUAAUGCAGGAUGAUCAGAUGAGUUUUAGAGAGAUGACGUGUGUGUGAAACUGAUGGUGGUCUUGUUCGGUUGUUAAAUGCAACGGAAGUCAUCAGCAUCGACCACAUCACGCUCAUAUUGUCUUUAAGACUUUUACAGACCCCUGAAGUGAUGAAGAAAAUGUUUCUCAUGUUUGUUUUUCUCUGUUUGUGCUCCUGCUGUCUGAUGGGUGAGUUAUACAUGUUUUAUCAUUUAUAGAUCAGAUUUAUAUUUAUUUCUGUUUCCAGAUGAAUUAUUUAAAAUCUGUUUGUGUGUGCAGGUGUGUUUGGUGUUGAAGUGAAGUCAGUGUCAGUGAUGGAGGGAGAUUCUGUUACUCUAGACACUGAAUCUGAAAUACAGAGAGAUGAUCUGAUAGUGUGGAGAUUUGGACCUGGAAAUUCUCUCAUAGCAAGAAUCAAUGGAGAGUCUAAAGAGAUCUCAAUAUAUGUUGAUAUUCUUGAUGGGAGAUUCAGAGACAGACUGCAGGUGAAUGAUCAGACUGGAGAUCUCAUCAUCACAAACAUCAAUACUGAAGACUCUGGACUUUAUCAAAUAUUCAUCAGCGGCAAACAAAAGAUCUCAUACAGAUUAAAUGUUACUGUCUAUGCUCUGCCCGUUCCUGUCAUCUCUAGUUACUGUCCACAAAACUCUUCAUUAAUCUCAAACUGUAUGUUGUUGUGUUCAGUGUUGAAUGUGAGAGAUGUGAGUCUGUCCUGGUACAAAGGAAACAGUUUAUUGUCCAUCAUCAGUGUGUCUGAUCUCAACAUCAGACUCUCUCUACCUCUGGAGGUUGAAUAUCAGGAUACAAACACAUACAGAUGUGUGCUCAACAAUCCAUUCAGAAACCAAACUCAACAUCUUAACAUCACUCAACUCUGUCAGACGUGUUCAGAUUGUGUUUGCUGUUGUCAUGUUUCUGAAGCUGUGAUCCGAUUGGUGGUCUCUGCUCUGGUGGGUGUGGCUACUGUUGCUGUUCUGGUUUAUGACAUCACGUCUAGCAGAACUAAACUGAAGAAAAGAUCACAGACACCAUCAGACCGUCACUGAUCAACUCAACAUUCUCACAUUAGGUGGCUUUAAAUGUUUGAGUUCACAUUUCUGUUUUCUAACAACUGAAGCAAGUCUUGGGAUGAAAUGUAUAAAUGUUUUCAUCUGUACUGUAUGUGCUAAUAAACUGAUUCUUGUGGUUAAAUUGAACUUGUA
Molecule: messenger RNA, 4819 nt
Organism: Paramisgurnus dabryanus
Lineage: Eukaryota; Metazoa; Chordata; Actinopteri; Cypriniformes; Cobitidae
Source: RefSeq, a predicted model, not a curated record